CGACUGGAGACCCGAAUCAACACCCAACACACUACCCAUAUCCACCGUCUCUCCUCUCUCCAGUCUAUCAUCCCUAACUUGGUUCCAUCUCUCGAUCUCUCUCUUAAGGUUAUCUCCUCCUUCAAUCACCGCCCCUUCACCCCAACUCCUUCUCUUCCCAGCGCCGACCUCAAAAAACGUCACCAACUCCUACCCGAACAUGACCCCCGCUCACUACAUGAUCCCAAAUCGGCAGCCAACUUUUCGGGUCCGGGUCAUAAAUCGAGUUCUAUGGACCCGGGUUCUCGACCCGAGGCGGAGAAGUUCGCACUGGACGAAAGUGGGAGCCCGUUGUCGGUAGUGAGGGCGAUGGUGGCGGAGUGUUUGCUGCACAGGGUCCCGUUCUCGCCGAUUGAUUCCUCAACGGUGUUGAGGAAGCUGGAAAACGACCAGAACGCCACGCCAGCCGAUAAGGCUGCGCUUCGGGAAUUGGGCGGAGAGUCUGGCGCGAUACUUGCAGUGGAGAUGGCUCUUAGGUCAAUGGCCGAGGACAAUGGCGGAGUCGACCUCGAGGAGUUUGUGGUCAGUGGCAAGUCCAGAGUCAUGGUCUUGGCCAUCGACAGAACGAGGUUGCUCAAAGAGCUGCCUGAAACGGCAAAUUACCAUCAGCAGCAAGAAACCACCACCAACAACAGUAGCACUAACAACAGCUUGAAUAAUGCUAACGAUAUGAACCGGAUGGAGACCCAGAACCAGAGUGAUGCUGGGGUUUUUGGGAUGGGUAGUGGCUCGGCACCGAGGCCCGUACCCGACAUGUGGAUGGGACCCGGGGAUCCGCACAUGAUGUAUGCGGGAAGUGGCGGGUCACUAAUGGGUGGUUCAAGGACUGGUGGUGGUGGUGGCCCGAGAGGAAUGGCGAUGAUGGGAAUGCACCAUCAGAGGGGUAUGGGAAUGAUGGGAGGGAUGGCAGGUAGGCCUCCUCCAGCAUCGGUACCUUUGGCAGGGCAGAGGACGAGGACAGAGGAAGAUGAUAUAAAGGACGUCGAGGCUCUUCUGAGCAAGAAGUCUUUUCGAGAGAAGCAACAGUCAAGGACUGGUGAGGAGCUAUUGGAUCUUAUUCACCGCCCUACUGCUAGGGAAACCGCCACUGCUGCGAAGUUCAAAAGCAAAGGUGGCUCUCAAGUUAAGUACUAUUGUAAGUACCUGACAAAAGAGGAUUGCCGUCUUCAAUCUGGUUCCAUCUUAGCAUGUAACAAGCGUCAUUUUCGGCGAUUAAUUGCUCCACAUACUGAUAUCAGUUUAGGGGAUUGUUCAUUUUUGGAUACUUGUCGUCACAUGAAGACAUGCAAAUACGUUCACUAUGAGCUUGACCAAACACCAGAUACUACAAUGGGUCCUGAAAAAUCAUUGAAGCCUCAACGAGCUGAUUAUUGUUCAGAAGUGGAACUUGGUGAACCUCAAUGGAUCAAUUGUGACAUUCGAAACUUCAGAAUGGACAUUUUGGGGCAAUUUGGAGUUAUAAUGGCAGACCCACCAUGGGACAUUCAUAUGGAAUUGCCUUAUGGGACAAUGGCUGAUGAUGAGAUGCGAAAUCUGAAUGUUCCUGCAUUGCAAACUGACGGUCUCAUUUUCCUUUGGGUCACUGGACGUGCAAUGGAGCUAGGACGUGAAUGUUUGGAACUUUGGGGGUACAAGCGUGUCGAGGAGAUCAUCUGGGUGAAGACUAACCAACUUCAACGAAUAAUUAGAACCGGGCGUACCGGCCAUUGGCUCAACCAUAGUAAGGAGCAUUGUCUUGUCGGAAUUAAGGGGAACCCAGAAGUAAACAGGAAUAUUGAUACUGACGUCAUUGUUGCUGAGGUUAGAGAGACAAGCCGUAAGCCAGAUGAGGUUCGGGAACAACAGUACCAGAUUUCUUAAUAGUCAAUUCAUGCUGCAGCCUUGUUUUUUUUUUUUUUUUUGA
Messenger RNA from Carica papaya (papaya), 1942 nucleotides. The record is from RefSeq and is a predicted model, not a curated record. Lineage: Eukaryota; Viridiplantae; Streptophyta; Magnoliopsida; Brassicales; Caricaceae.